AUGUCUCACUCUAAUAAUCCUUUUUUGAUGGCCGCCAGCGUGCCAGACAUUCACAUUGUGCCUCCCGUGGGGGAGCAGACCCCGCCUCCGCUGCCACCAUUGCCUUCACGGCCCGCAACGCCCAACUCGCCCUCAAAUUCGCUCAUCUCUGAGGAGGAGGUCCUUGCAAACAUGCCCCCAUCGCCAAAGUACACUGAAAUGCCAUCGCCAGGCGAAAUCAGCAUACCUAAUAACCAGGCAAUUGACCCGUUGUCCAUUAAUGACACCCGCCCCACGGCUGAUCCACCAGCGUACUCAGAGUCGUCUUCAGAAGUGGCGUCUUUGGCGAAUACACUGCCAUUGGCAGACGACGAGAACCCACCCCCACCUCCACAGAGGCCGCCUCAACGCCCACCUAGGCCUUCACGGCGUGCUCACUCAACGUCGCCAGGGCGAUCGCGGUACCAGCGCCCUUAUGUGCAGCCUCCUAGCCAGCCACCACGGCCAUUGCAUCCAAUCUAUGCACCGCCACCCACGCAAUUUUUGGGGACCACCAUUUCUUCUCCAAAUAGGUCCCCAUCGCCAACGUUACCCCCACGUAAUUACCAUUAA
Ogataea parapolymorpha DL-1 is the source of this 591-nucleotide messenger RNA. RefSeq lists its product as uncharacterized. The record is from RefSeq and is a predicted model, not a curated record. Lineage: Eukaryota; Fungi; Ascomycota; Pichiomycetes; Pichiales; Pichiaceae. The transcript has a single exon. The coding region runs from base 1 to 591 and encodes 196 amino acids.